Molecule: messenger RNA, 2886 nt
Organism: Lachancea nothofagi CBS 11611
Lineage: Eukaryota; Fungi; Ascomycota; Saccharomycetes; Saccharomycetales; Saccharomycetaceae
Source: the annotation of a GenBank genome assembly
AUGUAUUCUGCACGUAAAUAUGGUAAUAUUAAGGGCAUUUUCAUUUACAUGAAUGAUUCGACCGAUCCCCAUUCCCAAAGUUCAUCACAGCUGAGCAGUGAAUAUAAACCAAAAAAUUUUGCACCAUCGCCCGAUUUUCGAUGGCUCUGCGCUGAACUUUUUGCCAAACUAGAUACCAUAAGUGAAAACCGUCCAAAGUAUGGCAAAUCGGCUACCGUAAAGUACCUUGAGGUUAUCAUAUACUUCAUAAAGCUUUGGAGAACAACUGUUGGUGAUAACUUCUAUCCGGUUUUGCGCUUAAUUCUUCCAUAUAGGGACAUUAGGACGUACAACAUAAAGGAGUUCACAUUAAUUAAGGCCCUUUGUAAAUCUCUAAACCUACCAAGAGAUUCGCUUACCGAAAGAAGGCUGAUUAAUUGGAAACAGUAUGCCGGUCGAGGCGUCAACCUAUCUCACUUUUGCGUGCAAGAGAUCUCAAAAAGAAGGAGAGAACCGGAGAACUUGGGAUCAAUGUCAAUUGACAAGCUCAACGAGACGCUCAGUGAUCUAUCGAAAGAAGCAUCUACCACGAAAUGGGGUUUUACAGGCCUAUCAGAAUCACCCUCUUUCCAAUACUGCAUGCAACAUAUGUCGUUCUUGGAGCUAAGGUACUUUUUUGAUAUUAUUCUCAAAGUGAGAGUUAUUGGCGGCUUAGAGCACAAGUUUUUGAGCUGCUGGCAUCCUGAUGCCCAAGACUACUUAGGAGUUGUGUCAGAUCUCAAGGUUCUCACAGAAAAAUUAUGGGACCCCUCGGUAAGGCUAGGAAGGACAGAUCUCUCAAUAAAUAUUGGGUACGCGUUCGCCCCACAUCUUGCCAAAAGAAUACACAUUUCCUAUGAGAAAAUAUGCGUCAAGUUGAAGAGUGAUUUCUUAAUCGAAGAGAAAAUGGAUGGUGAAAGAAUUCAGCUACAUUAUAUGGAGGGUGGUUCGAAACUGCGAUUCCUUAGUAGAAGGGGCACGGAUUAUACACACUUAUACGGAGAAAGUGUGCAACAAGGCGUUGUUUCACAAUUUUUGAGGUUAAAAGAUGAUGUUCGCGAUUGCGUGCUAGACGGGGAAAUGGUGAGUUUUGACAAAGAUCGAAAAGUUGUCCUCCCAUUUGGGAUUGUCAAGUCGUCUGCAGUGCAAGAGCUUGUUAAUGCAAGUGCGAGCAUUGAAAACGAGGGUUAUAGGCCUUUAUACAUGAUAUUCGACUUGGUCUACCUAAAUGGAGUGUCCCUCACGAGAUUACCCCUGCAUGUACGGAAAGAGUAUCUGAAAGCGAUCCUAACACCGGUCCCCUAUGCUGUCGAAAUUUUACCAGGGUUAAGAUCUGAAGAUCCCAGCGCUAUUACGACUUCAUUACAACGGGCUAUAGAAAUGGGCUCUGAGGGCCUUAUUCUCAAGCAAUAUUCUUCUACGUAUGAUAUUGGCGCCCGGAACGACCACUGGGUUAAGAUAAAACCUGAAUACUUUGAAGAUCUUGGCGAGACGAUGGAUUUGAUAAUUAUUGGUCGGGAUCCAGGUAAAAAAGACUCCCUUAUGUGUGGCCUUGUUGAAACUAGGAGUGAAGAAGAACAGUUGAUCAUUGAAAAAAGCUCUGGUAAAAACUCCUCUAGCACUCUAACAGUUCUUUCUUUUUGUAAUGUUGCCAACGGUGUCUCGGACGAGGAAUUCAAAGAAAUUGACAGGAAAACCAGAGGCUUGUGGAAGGCAUUCAAGGUCCAGUCUCCACCCGAAAGUCUAUUGGAAUUUGGUACCAAACAACCAGUCGAAUGGAUUGACCCCCGAUUAUCACUAGUUUUGGAGGUAAAGGCAAGAUCUGUCGAUAACAAUGAUCAGAUAGGUAAGAAAUAUAAGGUUGGCAGUACUCUGCAUGGUGCCUAUUGUCGAAGGAUCAGAGACGACAAGGACUGGACAAGCUGUGCUACCGUUGAACAAUAUCAACAAGCCAAAAGAGCUCAUAAUUACUACGCCUACAAGAAGAGAGGUCAUGAAGUUUCUGCAAGGAAGAGAAAGAGUCCGAAAAUUCCAAAACUCAGCUAUCUUGAAGAUAGCGGAGCUCUGAAUACAGUCCAAGAGACCAAGAUUUUUGAAGGAAUAAAUUUCUAUAUUUUAAGUGAUUUUGUGGACCUUUGUGGGAGACGUUACGACAAGCAAUUGAUAGCCUUAGAAGUGAAGAAACAUGGUGGCAAUUUGAUGCAUAAUAUUACAGUUAAGCCGGAGGAAUUGUCCAGUCUAUGGAUUGUUAGCGGAAAAACGACGAUUGAGUGCCGGUCUCUAUUCGAAAGGGGUUACGAUAUCAUUGACCCGAGCUGGGUAUUUGACAGUAUAGCGAGCGGGGCUCGUGUGCGAAUGGAGCCAAAGCACUGCUUCUACGCAUCGUGCAGGUUACUCGAUAACAGCAAAAGGAGAGUCGACAAGUUUGGCGACAGCUUUUGUCGGCCUUCAUCCCGAGUGGAAUUGCAGCGAUUGAUUGAGGCCUCAUAUAAGACGGUUGCUGAGUCUCGAAUCGGCGUCUUGUCAGAGCUGGACGCGGCUCCCCUGUUUAUGUUACAGCGCUACCAAGUUUAUGUUGUUGCAAAUAGCCCAAUAUUGACCGAAGUUCAAGAAAUGAAAACCACUAUUAAGUUGUUCGGAGGAAGCAUCGUUGAGAACAUAAGUCAAUGUAAUUUAAUCAUAGCUCAUUCCGUACCAAAGAAUGAGGACUGUUUCUCUAUCAAGCAACUAAGAAAAGAAGUCGCCAAAAAAUUCCUGGGAGAGGUUUCCAUUGCUAGAUUUGUGCCCCACAUAGUGAACACUAGAUGGCUUAAGGCAUGUGUGGAUGAACAGUGCUUAGUGCCGGAAGAAGAUUAUCCAUUUGUAUGA